Lingula anatina is the source of this 740-nucleotide messenger RNA. RefSeq names its product nucleoside diphosphate kinase 7-like. NCBI's taxonomy places the organism in Eukaryota, Metazoa, Brachiopoda, Lingulata, Lingulida, Lingulidae. Gene Ontology annotation, biological process: UTP biosynthetic process; CTP biosynthetic process; GTP biosynthetic process. Gene Ontology annotation, cellular component: centrosome; axonemal microtubule. Gene Ontology annotation, molecular function: nucleoside diphosphate kinase activity; ATP binding. The record is from RefSeq and is a predicted model, not a curated record.
UUCGGGAUUUUUGUUGCCAACAACAACUCUGCCUUAGCGGUUUCUGAAUUCACAGCAAUUCCUAGUUCUCUACUAAUUAUCGACAUUUGAAUUGGGAUCAAAAGACUACAUAAACGAUGUCUACUCAAGAUGAAAGGUAUGCAUUUAUCGCAGAGUGGUAUGAUCCCAAUGCUGCUCUUAUCAGGAGGUACCAGUUUCUGUAUUAUCCAAAGGACAAUACAAUUGAAAUGUUUGAUUUAAAAAACAGAAGGCACUUCCUCAAAAGAACAAAAUCAGAACAAAUCACAUUAAAUGAACUGUACAUUGGCAGCACAAUAAAUGUCCAUGCCAGACAGCUGAACUUUGUGGACUAUGGGGACGAAUACACCAGGAAGAAGCUGAGCAGUAAGAAAGAGAGAACAUUAGGCAUGAUCAAACCAGACUCCAUGAAGAAGAUGGGAGAAAUCCUAGACCUGAUUUUUAAGAAUGGCUUUCUCAUCACAAAGAUGAAGAAAAUUUCACUCUCCAGAAAUGAGGCAUUGGAAUUCUAUCAGGAGCACCAAAGUAAAAUGUUUUUCAACACCCUGAUCCAGUACAUCACCAGUGGGCCUGUGAUGGCCUUUGAACUGAUGGGAGAGAACGCUGUGGAGAAGUGGAGGAACCUUUUGGGACCCACUGACUCUGCCGAGGCCAGGAGCGAGGCACCCUACAGUAUCAGGGCUAGGUUCGGCACAGGUGGAAUAUUUUUUCAAGAUCCUUGA